CGGCCACCUUCGCGGGGGAAGCAGCGGGGUCGUCCGGGAAACCGGAAGCCCGUGGUGACCUCCGGCGACCCGGCUGGUUUUCGGUCCGUUUUCUAAGUACUGGGGAAGUCGGAACCCGGCGGCCUCGGGGGCGGCUCCGCGGAGCCGGGGCCCAGGCUGUCAUGGAUGCACUAUUAGAAGACGAUAUAUGCAUUCUUAAUCAUGAAAAGGCUCAUAGGAGAGAGACAGUGACUCCAGUCUCAAUAUAUUCAGGAGAUGAAUCUGUUGCAUCACAUUUUGCCCUGGUCACUGCAUAUGAAGACAUCAAAAAGCGACUUAAGGAUUCAGAGAAAGAAAACUCUUUCUUAAAGAAAAGAAUAAGGUUUUUAGAAGAAAAGCUUGUAGGAGCUAGACUAGAUGAAGAAACAAGUUCUGUUGGACGAGAACAAGUAAACAAGGCCUAUCAUGCAUAUCGAGAAGUUUGUAUUGAUAGAGAUAACUUGAAGAGCAAACUGGAUAAAAUGAAUAAAGACAACUCUGAAUCUUUGAAAAUAUUGAAUGAACAACUACAAUCUAAAGAAGUAGAACUCCUCCAGCUAAGAACAGAGGUGGAAACUCAGCAGGUGAUGAGGAAUUUAAAUCCACCUUCAUCAAACUGGGAGGUAGAAAAGUUAAGCUGUGACCUGAAGAUACAUGGUUUGGAACAAGAGCUGGAACUGAUGAGGAGAGAAUGUAACAGUCUCAAGCUAGAGCUACAGAAAGCCAAACAAAUGGAUUCAUCUCAGGAAGACAAUCAGAAUAGAGAUUUCCAAAGACUAAGCAUUUCAAGUGAUAAUAUGCAACAUACAUACUGGGAAUUGAAGAAAGAAAUGUCUAAUUUACAUCUGGUGACUCAAGUACAAGCUGAGAUACUAAGAAAACUGAGAACCCCAACUGGAAUCAAAAAAGCUUGUGCUCCAGUAGGAUGUGCUGAAGACUUUGGGAAAGACAGCACUAAAUUAUUCAUGACGAAUUUCACUGCAACAUACAAAAGUCAUCCCCCUCUCUCACCAAAUGGCAAAUCUAUUGUAUCAUCCCCUUCACCAGGAGAUAUAAAAGUCUUAUCAGAGAAAGCAUUUCUCCAAUCAUGGACAGAUAAUGAGAGAUCCAUUCCUAAUGAUGGCACAGAAUUUCAGGAGCACAACUCUUACGGCAGAAAUUCUCUAGAAGAUAAUUCUUGGGUUUUCCCAAGCCCACCUAAAUCAAGUGAGACAACAUUUGGGGACACAAAAAAUAAAACUUUGCUUCUACCCAACCUUCCACCAUUGCAUUACCUGGAUCAACAUAACCAAAACUGCCUUUAUAAGAAUUAAUGCUGAAGAGAUUCAUAAUUUGAUCACAAAACCUCUUCCAGUGGUUCUUUUAAGAGAUUAUUUGACAAAAUGGAUUUUGACUUAAAUUUUGCAGAGUUCUUCAAUAUGUAUAUUUGGACAUACUGUAUAAUAUGUAGCUGAUUUUCCUUUAUGAUAGAGCACCCUCUAGCUCCAUGUUCAAAAAAUCAAAGUAUGAUAUUGCAUAAACUAAUAAACCUGAGGUGUUUCAAAGACACUUCUGCCUUUAAUAAAAUUCUGAAAUUUUGCUUCUCAGAUAAAAAUGGGAAAUACAAAUUUCUAGACAGUUUUAUGAAGUAUGUGAAAUACUAAAUACUAAAAUAAAAUGAAGCCUUUUAGAAGAAAAACUGCAUGCUGGAUGAAAACGCAUAAAGAAGCAGAUGGUACUGUGAAUAGGUUCUAUUUCUGUUGUCGAUAAUACAUAAAGAAGUAUAGUGGAUAAAAUAGGAUAUUCUAUCCGCUAUUGUUUCAAAUCAUUUUUAGUCACAAAGCAGAUAAAAUUUUAGAAUUACAAUUUGUACUCAUAAAAUUUGAAAUAACCAUUGAAGCCAACUUUGUCCCAGUUCAUUCAAGUCCUAAAUUAAAAAGAUGAAAUAAUCUGACAUGUGGAAAACUAAUACAUAACCCAACACUCAAUUAGUAGUAUAUUAGUAUAGUCUGUCCUUUCAGUAGUCCAUAAUGAAUAAAUGCAACUGAAUAAUUUUCCAUAAAGAGAAUAUAGCUGCUUGUUAUGUAGAACAGAUAAUAGGUUGCUUUGUUUGAAUGUAGUAUUUGAGAAAGCUAUUUUUAAUAAUUAAAGUUUCCUUGUAAAACUA
Dipodomys spectabilis (banner-tailed kangaroo rat) is the source of this 2164-nucleotide messenger RNA. It is a transcript of the gene Azi2, whose product is annotated as 5-azacytidine induced 2. The transcript is spliced from 8 exons. Gene Ontology annotation, biological process: canonical NF-kappaB signal transduction. Bases 162 to 1331 code for a protein of 389 amino acids. Gene Ontology annotation, cellular component: cytoplasm. The record is from RefSeq and is a predicted model, not a curated record. Lineage: Eukaryota; Metazoa; Chordata; Mammalia; Rodentia; Heteromyidae.